Dermatophagoides pteronyssinus (European house dust mite) is the source of this 1123-nucleotide messenger RNA. It is a transcript of the gene Tif-IA, whose product is annotated as RNA polymerase I-specific transcription initiation factor RRN3 homolog Tif-IA. Gene Ontology annotation, molecular function: RNA polymerase I core binding; RNA polymerase I general transcription initiation factor activity. Gene Ontology annotation, cellular component: nucleus. Gene Ontology annotation, biological process: transcription initiation at RNA polymerase I promoter. The record is from RefSeq and is a predicted model, not a curated record. Lineage: Eukaryota; Metazoa; Arthropoda; Arachnida; Sarcoptiformes; Pyroglyphidae.
GAAAUUGAAAUUGAUUCAAUUGUCGAUCAUGAUCAAGAACGAUUUAAAAAAUUGAAAAUUCUUGAUUCGAUUCUUGAUUUAUUGUUUGAUCAUAUUGAUGAUCGUAUAAAAUAUCAAGAAAAACAACAACAACAACAAGAGAAAAAUGAUAAUGAUGAAAAUGAACAUCGUUGGGAUAAAAUGAUACAAAUAUUAACAACAAUAUUCUUUCAACGUAUUUUAUCAUCCGAUUCGAUACAUUGUCAAUAUUUAUUAUUCUAUAUUUGUUCACAUUCCGAAUCAUAUUGUAAUAUAUUGGUAUCCGAUCUUUGGACAUUAUUAUCAACACCACAAACACCAAUUAUUAUUCGUCAAAGUAGUUUAAAUAUUAUAAUAUCAUUAUUUUUAAAUGGACGUUUUAUCAAUAUAAAUUCAAUAUUUUCAUUAUUGAAGCUUAUUCUACAAUCAUUGAAUAAUUAUCUACAUUCAAAUAAUCAAUCAAUCAAAGCAAAUUUAAAUGAAAAUGAUUUAAUAUAUUAUCAAUUAUGUAUAGGUUUUUGUCAAUUAUUCUGUAUAUUUCAUAAUGAUUUUAAUCGUAAUCAAAUUGAUUGUCUAAAAAAUUUAGAUAUGAAACGUGCUAUAAUAACAUCAAAUUAUAAACCAUUACAAUAUGUUUCAUUAGAAUUAGGUGAACAUUUUUUACAUCUUUGUAAUUAUUAUCGUAUUGGUUAUGUAAAUAUUGCCGAUAUUCAACAUCAUACACUUCAACAAACAUUUUCACAAUAUCGUUCGAAAACAUGUUAUUUUGGUGGUAUUUAUUUGAAAACAAUUAAAAAUCGUAUAUCAAUACAUGUAAAUGAUAUGGAAACAUUAUCGAAUGGUACAAAUGAAAAUAUUGGCUAUCGAAUUCAUGAUGAAUCAAUGGUAAAUUGUUCAAGAAAAAAUGGCUCCAAUUAUCAACAACAAAAAACAAUGAUGAUGUUAUCACAAAGUCCAAAUUUUACAACAACAACAAGUGAUGAUGGAAUGACUACUACUAGUCCCACCGAAAGUGGUAUCAAUAAUUCUUUAAUAUCCAAAUUUAUUAUGAAUCAUAUGCUAAGUGAUGAUUGUGAAACAAUGGAAUAGAAAAAUUUUUUUUUGU